Molecule: messenger RNA, 3954 nt
Organism: Prorocentrum cordatum
Lineage: Eukaryota; Dinophyceae; Prorocentrales; Prorocentraceae
Source: the annotation of a GenBank genome assembly
AUGUCAGCCCAGAUCAAGUCCGAGGCCAGGGCCAUCCAAGGCGAAGUUGCUUCUGUACCUCCAAAGGAUGUGAUCACGAAUGCUGCUGGAGCGAAUCCGACCGCUACCCUCGUCCAGGCGGCCAAGUCCAAGGCGCCAGGAUUUCAGAGGUGCGGCUACUGCGGCCAACCGGGUCGCAAGCGGAACGGGUGUUCGUGCACAGGAGGCCAGACUCACAAGUGUCUGCUGGAGGACCCCGGGUACCCGUCGCUAAACUUCGCGCAGAACUACCGUCCACCUCGUCGGAAGAACGACCAGCCACAAGCGGGCCUCCCCGAGUACACGAUUCCCAAGUCGGCGAGCCCCGAGGUCAGUCGGCUGUGCAGGUCCGAGGUGAUCUACAUGAGGUGGAGGCGGAUGCUGUCCAAGGUCCUGAAGAAACUGGCGAACGAUCCGCCCUCGGAAUCCUUCGAGAUGCUGGACGACUCACCCGAGAAGGAGAUGGCGGUCGACCAGUACGACCUGGACUACACGAAGGAGAUUGGCGACGAUGUCAACUUCCUGUCCCGCAACGGCCGCUACGACUUGCUCGAGGUCUGCACGCCUCCGAUGUCCCGUCUCUCCCAGGCGGUGCUCGACCUAGGUGGAGCCGCCUUCCGAGCUGGGGUACACAACGGGUUCGACCUGGCGACGAAGACGGGAAUCGACCUGGAGCAGCCGCAGAGAUCCCAUAGCUGGGGACGUUCGGAGGCCCUGAAGCGAAUUUGGGAGCAGACCUACGAGACGCUGGUGACUGGCUGUGCUUACGGCCUUCGCUGCCCCCGCAGCGGCCUCCUCCUGCCCAAGGUCUGGAGGAUCUGCUCCACCGACCCCGAGCUGCAGAAGGCCAUAGGCAAACGCUGCAGCAAUCGCCGUGGUCGGCAUGACAACCACGAGCACGGUGAGAUCAUCGGAGGAAAGGUGGUAGCGGCUACAGCGUUCUACCCUGAGGCGCUGUGCAAGGCCUGGGCGAAGCACGCUCUGCGUGCGGGAGGUGGUACUACAGCUGGAACCUCAGCCCUCUUGGCGACGGACCAGGAUACUGACGACGGCAUCUUUGAGGGCAUUGAUGCAGACGGCGACCAGGAGAUGGAGGACCAGCAGGUGUCAGACGAGGAGCUCGACGAGAAUGACCUCAGGGAGCUCUCCAAGGACGGCAGCACGCUGAGCACCAAGGAGGCCCAGGAGAUAGAGCACCGUCUCAGCCGACUUCAUCGCAAUCUGGGCCACCCCAGCGUGCGCACCAUGUUCAAGAUUCUCAAGAACUCAGGCGCGAGCAUCCAGGCCGUCAGAACAGCUGCUGGCAUGGACAUUCCCGAGGCCUUCGAAGUAAUGGGGAGCGAUGGUCUCGAGUGGACCGACCCUGUUGACGACACGACCUACCUGUUCACGCUGAACCUCGACGAGAAGGCUGGACUCACGCAGGUCUUCAACCACGGCGACAAGUCCCAGAGGUCCGGCAACCGAUCAGCAUCGAUGUUCAUCGCUCCUGGCGAAGCGCACUGGCUCAUGGGCAAGGUUGAGCGCCGGAUCCAGUUGUUCAAGCGGACUCUUACUAAGUUCAGGAACCAGAAUCACGACUGCAACAUCGACGAGGCCAUCAGCCAUAUCAUACAUGCGAUCAACGAUCUUGACAAGGUCGGGAACCAUUCCCCCUUCGCACAUGCCUUCGGUACUGGCGGCCAUCGGGGCUCGGGCAACCCCUUUGCCAUCGUGGACGACAGCCACGGAGAGUCCCGGGAGCAGAGGCGACUUUUGGCACGUCAGGGCUUCAUAGAGGUGGCCGAGCGAAUGGUCGUGGAGCUCAACAACAUGGAGGGACGCGGGGCUACCAUGUCCGACUUGAUGGAGGUCGCCCGCCGCGGAACGUUCGAGGAUCUCACCAACGAGAGCCGACCACACAUCCAGAACUUCGAACCACAGGCGAUCCAGCCGCCCGUGUCACCCGAGGGCAAGCCAACAGUCGAAGACCACGAUGAGGAACUUUUCUCUCGGACCACCUUCGACGGGAACCGGGGCGGCAGCGACUUCGAGCUGAUCGACGAGAACAUGAUGGUCUACUACGAGAUGGUCAAGUCCGAACUUGCGGACAGUCAGGGCGGACGCCGUCUCACCUCUCAGAUGUUGGACUGUUUCGUUGCCAACCAGAAGCGGAAAGAUAAGAUCGAGUUUCACUGGGGAAAGCUUUCCCCCUCCGAGAAGACGGAGUUCCGCCAAGCCAUGACGAAAGAGGUCGCCAACUGGAAGCAGCACACAGGUCUCCGACGCGUACCCGUCUCCGAGGUCAAGGAUCCCGCGGACGUGAUCAGGUGCCGCUGGGUGCUGACGCGCAAGAGCGAUGGGACCGCAAAGGCGCGCCUCGUCCUCCUCGGCUACCAGACCAAGGACAUCGGACAGGAGCCGACUGCUUCCCCAACGGCCUCGCGCCGCGCCCGGAAUCUGCUCCUCACGGUCGCGGCCGCCAACUCCUGGACCAUCGUCAAGGGCGACGUGACCAGCGCGCUCCUGCAGGCGAACGACCUAGAGAAGGAUCUCUUCGUGGAAGCCGACGAGGCGCUGUCCGCCGAGUCUGGCGUUCGAUCUGGUCAAGUGCUACGCGUGGUGAAGCCGGGCUACGGCAUCGGCGAGGCUCCUCGCAAAUGGCGGCAGACGGUGAAGCAGGACUUCGCCAAGCUGGGAUUACAGGCGUGCGAUCUCGAACCAUGCCUGUGGAGUCUACGCUGUCCUGAAACCAAGACGCUGCUGGGGCUCAUCAUGUGCCACGUGGAUGACUUCAUCCUUUGCGGUGCCCGAGAACAUCCUGCAUGGCGGAAGGCGCUGAAGAGCAUCAAGGACCUCUACACGUGGGGCACCUGGGAGGACAUGGACGACGAGAUCGACUCCAUCGAGCAGUGUGGGGUGACGAUCGAGAAGAACGAGAAGGGUUUCUUCCAACACCAGCAGAACUAUAUUGACAAGCUGAAGGAGAUCUUUCCAAAGUACCCGAAGGCCAAGGGCAGCGACCGAUUGACCGAGGCGGACCAGAGUACCUUGAGAACUUGGUGUGGAGCUCUCUCGUGGCUCGGAGUCAAUACACUUCCCUGGGUUUCCGCAUGGGUUGCAGAUGUUCAAAGCAAGAUCCCCAAUGGUGACUACAAGCUCUUUUCGAUAGCGAACAACAUCACCAAGAUGGUCAAGGCCAAUCGGACUGACGGUAUUCAGUUCUUUCGCCACCAACUGCCAGGGUGCGGACGAGGUGGCUCCUCCGAUUUUCGUAUCUACACCUGGUGCGACGCUGCCUGGGCCAGCCGACCUGACGGACAUUCCCAAGGCGGUCACGUUACAGCUCUCAGCUCAGCAGAAGGACCGUUUCAGGAGGCAUGCGACUUCACUGUCUUAGACUGGGGAUCUCGCAAGCUCAAGCGUGUCGCCAGGUCCAGCCUGUCUGCGGAGAUCCAGGAGGCCAGCGAUGCGGAGGGCGAGCAGAUGAUGGUUCGCCUGGUGCUCUACGAGGUGCUCUUCGGGUCGGUCGACCUCCAGAAUCGUGCUGCUGCUCUGCUUCACAUUCCAGGAGCUCUCGUGACUGAUUGUAAGGCGUUCUACGACGGGGUGGUGAAGUCCGAGUCGGCCGGCUUGGGCCUCGACGAGAGGAGGACGGCCAUAGAGGCGCUCGCCUUGCGACGGGCCCUCGAGGAGGGCAAGACAAUUGCGCGCUGGGUACAUAGCCAUGCCCAGCUGGCCGACGGCAUGACCAAAGCCAGCCAGCAGGCCUUCAAUGUGCUCCAUGCUUUCCUGAAGAGCCAGCGGUGGAAGAUCGUUCACGAUGAGAGGUUUCUUUCGGCUCGCAAACGGUCUGCCCUUGGUAAAGGGAUCUUCGACGAGACGACGGAGACCGACCACAGCGAGGCCAAGAAGAUCCUGGAAGGCCGGAGGCGGGUCCAGCCCGCGACUCGCGAC